AACGCACAGUAUCUCAUCACAUCUAAAAAAGACUCGAUCCUAGUUUGAACACAAAGUGAAAAGAAGAAGAAAAAAAAGGUAAUACUUUCAUUGUUAUUUGUACACUCUCUUACUAUCUCAACACUCUCAUUUCUCAUCCCUCACCCCCCAAAAGAAGGAAAAAAAAUGGCACUGAACAAGACCGUAAUGGGAGCCAUAAACUUCAUCGCCAUGGUUGUAUCAAUCCCCAUCAUCGGCGCCGGAAUCUGGCUCGCCACGCAACAAGACAAUGCCUGUGUUCAAAUCCUGCAAUGGCCACUCAUUAUAUUCGGUGUCGUUGUCCUUCUCGUUGCGGUUGCGGGGUUUAUCGGAGCCUUUUUACGCAUCAAUUGGCUACUCAUUGCAUACCUUGUGGCUAUGCUCAUUCUCAUUGUUCUACUUGGUUGCUUGGUGGGUUUUAUUUAUAUGGUUACUAUUAGAGGGUCAGGGCAUUUGGAGCCUAAUAGAAGUUAUUUGGAGUAUCAUCUUGAGGAUUUUUCUGGGUUUCUUAGGCAUAGAGUUCAAAGCUCUUUUAAAUGGGAUUUGAUUAGAAGUUGUUUGAGUUCUUCUUCUAUGUGUGCUGAGUUGAAUCAAAGCUUUCGUUUGGCUCAGGAUUUCUUUACUGCUCCCAUUUCUCCUCUUCAGUCAGGAUGCUGCAAGCCACCAACAUUAUGUGGAUACACAUUUGUGAACCCAACAUAUUGGAUAAUGCCUAUAAACAAUGCUGCUGAUAUGGAUUGUUUGAAGUGGAACAAUGACCAAACCCAGCUUUGUUAUGGUUGUGAUUCUUGCAAGGCUGGUUUGCUAGAGAGCUUGAAGAAUCAAUGGAGGAAAGCUGAUAUUAUACUCCUUUUGUCUCUUAUUGCUCUCGUUUCUGUUUAUUUGAUUGCUGCUUGUGUCUUUAGAAACGCCAAAACUCAGAAACUCUUUGAUAAAUACAAGCAAGGCCAACCACCCCAACCCUAUAUUUAAUCCCAAACCUAUAUGAUCGAUCUUCGUGUAAUUUUAGGCCUUUUGUUUGAAUAUUUAUCAACCAACUAAUGGGGAUGUCUCUAUAAUGUAAUUUACUUCAUUUUAA
This is a messenger RNA of Cucumis melo (muskmelon), 1096 nucleotides long. RefSeq names its product protein TORNADO 2. The transcript has 2 exons. The record is from RefSeq and is a predicted model, not a curated record. The coding region runs from base 166 to 990 and encodes 274 amino acids. Gene Ontology annotation, biological process: auxin-activated signaling pathway. NCBI's taxonomy places the organism in Eukaryota, Viridiplantae, Streptophyta, Magnoliopsida, Cucurbitales, Cucurbitaceae. Gene Ontology annotation, cellular component: plasma membrane; plasmodesma.